CGCAGUGGGGACUGUAGAAGGAGAGGAAGGGGAUAUCUCCACGCGAAAUCCACCACGAUGAGCGGCGGCGGCCGGAAGCCGGUGGGCGACGAUGCAGAGGUGGAGGCGCUCCUCCGAGCGGCGCAGGAUGCCGUGCUGCUCAAGCUCCAGGCCAACUCCCACCUCGUCUCGGCGUCGUCGUCCGCCGCUUCGAACCCUCUUGCUCUCGACGAGGGGCCCGGUCCACUGGACGACGACCUCGCCCGCCGCCUCGACGCGCUCAGGUCCCGUCCGCCGGCGCCGAAGCGGACCGAUGCUGCCCCUGCCCCUGCAGUCGGCGGGAUGGACGAGAUGGAGGCACGGUUCGCGGCGCUGAAAGGCCCGGCGGUUUGCCCGGAGAAGGAGACGAGGGUGCGGCUGGAGGAUCUGGGAGGGGAAUCGGACGAGGAGGAUGAGGUGGAGAAGGUGAUGCGGUGGGCGAUGGAUGCCGCGCGGCUCGACGUCGCCACUUCCGGCGGUGGCGCCAGCAACGCCGUGGACAAUUUAGAAGACAAGAGCAGCAACGCCGAUGACAAGGAAGAAGAAGAUAAGAGCAGCACGGGUAGCGAGGAGGACGAGGAAGAGAGACUGGAACUGGAGGAGGAGAAGAAGAGGAAGGAGAUGAUGAGCAAGAAGAACAAGGCCAAGAGCAGGUGGUUCUUCUUUUGAUCCUACAUGUAUGUAAUGUUUGACCUGAUAUCAUCACAAGCAAAGAUGCAUCCCUUACACAUGUAUGUUUGAUCUCAUGAAUCCAGCAAGUAAACAGAGGAUCCAAUCAGAUUAUCUGUAAUGGAGAUUAUGAGCUUGCAUUGCUA
This is a messenger RNA of Hordeum vulgare subsp. vulgare (domesticated barley), 833 nucleotides long. RefSeq names its product nucleolin. NCBI's taxonomy places the organism in Eukaryota, Viridiplantae, Streptophyta, Magnoliopsida, Poales, Poaceae. The record is from RefSeq and is a predicted model, not a curated record. Bases 58 to 687 code for a protein of 209 amino acids. The transcript has a single exon.